AUGGGUCUAGGACCUAUAAGAUGGUGGGCAGGACUUCAUAGAGCUCAUCAUCAAUACACUGACGACCCCGAUAAGGAUCCGUACUCCAUCAAAAGAGGUUUCCUAUGGGCUCAUUGGGGUUGGCUUUUGAAGAGACCAAGAUCGGAUGCAUUCUUCAGAGACUUCGUGGAGAACGAAUUUAGUACCGACGAAUUGGCUCCCAACGAGCUCGAGUACACUGGAGAAAGAUCUCGUACCCACUAUGAAAAUUUCACCAGGCAAUACAUCAUAUGGCAAGAGAAGAAGUAUUGGUCGUUCUUCAUUUUCUCAACAAUCAUUUUACCUAUCAUUGUAUCCGUUUAUUUAUGUAAAGAUACCUGGAUCAAUGGCUUAAUAUACCCUGGUUUGUUGAGAAUGUGCGCUUGCCAACAGCUGCUUCUCAGUACUGAGUCAUUUGGCCAUGCCAGGAGGUUGCCAUUUACUUUCCCCACCCAGCCAUUCAAUGAUAAAAACUCGCUGGUCAAUUGCAUGAACCCUGUUUUUGCAAUGAUCUCGUUUGGUCAAAAUCUGCAAAACUAUCACCAUGAGUUCCCUCACGAUUAUAGAGAUAGCUCUGCCUUGUGGGCUUAUGAUCCUACAAAGUGGUUUAUUGCAGUGCUUCAUCAUCUACGCUUAGUUGAAGAUGUAUCAAGGACCCCUGCAAACCUCGUGGUUCAGCUUCAGAUCCAGCAGCAACAAGCUGUUCUCAAUAGACGAAGAAGUCAAUUGAAUUGGGGCACACCUAUUUCCAAAUUACCAAUGAUCACCACCAAAGAGUUUAAAAGACUUUGCGGUACAGCAGAUGAUAAGCAUCGUAUCUAUAUUGUGAUACAAAACAUUAUUCAUGACAUCACUCCGUUCAUGGACCAGCAUCCUGGAGGAAUUGCAUUGCUCAAAGCUUCCCAUGGAAAAGAUGCCACUAAAGCAUUUUAUGGCGGUGUUUACGGGCACCUGACUGCUGCAGUCAAUCUCCUUGCAACCAUGAGAAUCGGUGUACUAGCCCUGGGUAACGACGAGGACGUCUGGAGAAGAGUGGCUAGAGAAGAAGGAGAAGUCAAUGACGGAGAUUCUAGGAGACAACAAAAUAGACUACCGUGGGCCACAGUGGAAGACUUAGAUAUCCGUCCAGCCAUCUCUAUAAACCCAUCAACUUCCAUUAACAGGGCUUUGGAAGUCACGUUUGAAAAUGAGUUCACAUACUUGCCAGUGAUUGAUGAAGACCACAAGACUCUUCUAGGUGUCUUGAACGUCGAACACUUGGAGAAAAAUAAGCUUGACAGUGUUGAGCCUAUAACAAAGAACUACAUGCUUUGGUUUAGUCAAAAGGCCAGAGAAAAGUAUGAGAAGAACUUCUCCAAAAGAACAGCCACACCACUCAAUUCUAAGAUCGUGAAACCAAAGGCUGGCAAGGGCAAACAUUAUCAUGUGCUUACUCCGUUGACUCCUUUGGAGACACUUGCUGAGUUUUUCAAUGCCGGAAACUACUUUGCUAUUAUUACUAAUGGAGAGGGCAGCUUGGUCUACGGUGUGGUGACUCCAGAGGACCUCACCAAAUACGAACAUUCAAGACCACGCUUGUAA
Molecule: messenger RNA, 1599 nt
Organism: Candidozyma haemuli
Lineage: Eukaryota; Fungi; Ascomycota; Pichiomycetes; Serinales; Metschnikowiaceae
Gene: OLE2
Product: Ole2p
Exons: 2
Coding region: 1-1599 (532 amino acids)
Biological process (GO): unsaturated fatty acid biosynthetic process
Cellular component (GO): endoplasmic reticulum membrane
Molecular function (GO): stearoyl-CoA 9-desaturase activity; iron ion binding
Source: RefSeq, a predicted model, not a curated record